ACCGACGCUCAAGCAGAGAGGAUGGCAAAAGCCAAGGACCUUCCUGAUCCGGUGGUGGACUUGAGGUGGAUGAGCCGGGCGCUGGCACCAGUGGGCAUGUGGGGUCCCUCGGGUGGCAGCCGGCUGUACUAUGCCUAUUCGCUGUGGACCAUCGUGCAGCUGGUGCUGACGGCCGCCGGCCAGGUGGCGGGGCUGCAGGGCCACUGGGACGACCUGCAGACCGUCUUCACCACGCUCUGCUUCGCCUUCACCGUCACCUGCACCAUCAUCAAGGGUACCAUCUUCGUGCUGCAGAGGGAGAGCAUGGACGCGCUGAAGCGUCACAUCGAGCGCAACGCGGCCGAGUUCUGCUCGCACCUGCCGGAGGAGCGCCGCUCGCUGCUGGUGCGCGCGCGCAACCUGUCGCGCCUCAUCGUCUGCUCCUUCCAGAGCGUGGGCGGCGUCACGCUCGUCUCCUUCAUCACGGGGCCGAUCGUGCAGAACGGCCGCGACCGGGAGCUGCUGGCCAGCGGGCUGAACAACGUGACGCUGGACCGCCGCCUGGGCCACAACUACCCGAUGCUGAUGUGGUGGUUCGGCGGGCUGCCGGUGAGCUCGCCCGGCUACGAGGCGGCCUACAUCAUCAUGUGCUACUGGCUGGUGCUCAUGUACAUCUGCACCAACGUGCCCGACGCCUACUACGUGGGGCUCAUCAACUACAUCACCGCGCAGCUCAGGCUGCUCCACAUCGCUCUGCCCAAGAUGGCGACCCUGGAGCCAGACGCUGUGCUGCCAGAGAAACUCGCCCACUCUUACGGACUCACCAUCAAGGCUGAUGUACCGGCCGACGCUGGGGCCCAGGAUGUCAUCCAGGAUAGAGUGUACGCCAGGCUAGUGGAGUGCAUUCGAUUUCACCAGGAGAUUAUGAAGUGUGUAGACGAGAUGGAAUCAGUGCUGAGCCUUACAGUUCUCAUUCAGUUCUUCACCAGCACGCUCGUCAUUUGUUUGACAGCCAUCACUGUAAUUUCGACAGAAACGGCGUACCUCCCUACUUAUGCAGCAUAUCUUGCUACAAUGUUCUACCAGCUGUUCAUCUACUGUUGGUAUGGAGGCGAAGUUUAUUUGGAGAGCGAGAGCCUCCAGUUUUCGGCAUACAGUUGCAACUGGCCAGAAACAGACGCUAGAUUCAGGAAGACGCUCAGAAUCUGUCUGGCACGCAUGCAGAGACCCAUCAGCUUCACGGCCUACAAAUUUUACAAGCUGUCUCGAGAAACUUUCCUGCUGUUGUUGAACGGCUCCUACUCCUACUUCACAUUACUACUUCAGAUGAACCAGAAAAAUGACUAGCAGGUAAAAAUGAAAUAGCAGGGCAAUGCUAAAAUGUUUUGGAUUGUAGAUCACCGUGAUGUAGCCCACACUCUCUUACAUUAUUUACCAAGGUUAAU
This is a messenger RNA of Schistocerca piceifrons (Central American locust), 1424 nucleotides long. Its product is annotated as odorant receptor Or2-like. Gene Ontology annotation, cellular component: plasma membrane. The record is from RefSeq and is a predicted model, not a curated record. Gene Ontology annotation, biological process: detection of chemical stimulus involved in sensory perception of smell; sensory perception of smell. Gene Ontology annotation, molecular function: odorant binding; olfactory receptor activity. The transcript has 8 exons. Lineage: Eukaryota; Metazoa; Arthropoda; Insecta; Orthoptera; Acrididae. Bases 22 to 1326 code for a protein of 434 amino acids.